AUGUCGAGCUCACCAGCAUCACAGGGUUCUACUGCCCUAACACUAAUUCCUCUCAUGUUUGCUGGUUGCGUGGUCAGCUAUCUCGUUGGAAUCUAUCGCAGUUACCAGACGCUUAGCCACUUCAAAGGACCCCCUCUAGCUGUGUUCACCAGCUUGUGGCUUGCUUCACCGGCCAUCAAUGCUCGCAUGCCAACCCCCCAGAAAGAGACGCUCAAGAAAUAUGGCCCCAGUCUGUUGGUCACGGAUGACCCCGAGCUACUGGGGCACAUGAGUGCUCUUAGGUCUAAAUGGACACGGAGCUCGUGGUACGAGGGCAUGAAGCUAGUCCCCAGAGCUAACAACAUCUUCUCGGAGCGCGAUGAACGACGACAUGCCGAGAUGAGGUCGAAGACGAUAGGGGCAGUAAAUCCACCCGAGCUAUAUGCGUUUCCUAUAACUUUGGUGUUGAUGGUCUUGAUUGUGCUGACCGGUGACAAGUAUUCUAGGAAAGAGGUUGACACGUUGGAAUCCGACUUUGACGAGAAGCUGCAGAGGCUGCAAGCCCUGAUUAGACGAGAGUAUAACGGGAAGCCUCUUGACGUGUCACUGGUGGCAUCUUUGUUCACCUUGGAUGUGCUGAGCCAAAUCGCAUUUGGGGAUGCUUUUGGCUUCGUCGCCGCCAAGAGAGACCUCUCCAAUUUCAAUGAGAGUGCAAACCAAUUCUUCAAGGUGAUAGAGUUGAUCCUCAAUCACGAUACUCUGCGCACAUGCAUCCAAAGCCGGUCGGUGCAGAAAAUAUUGGCUCCGAAAGGCACAGAUGAGUUCGGCCUGGGCCGGAUCAUCGGUAUCGCUCAAAAAGCAGUCGCUGAACGCUACCGGCCGGAUCCCAAGACACAGGCCGAGGCUGAGUCACACCUGCAGAUCAUCGCUGGCUCCGAUUCGACGUCUUCUGCUCUACGCAUAACAAUGAUGUUGUUGAUCGGCAGUCCAGUGGCGUACCAAAAGGUCGUUACCGAGAUCGACAGGGGGUUGCGAGCGGCAAAAUCUCCUACCCAAUCGUCAGGUACAGUGAGGCCGCCGAGCUGGAGGAUCUAUCUGCCUGUAUCUGGGAAGGUAUCAGAAUCUUCCCCCCCUUUGUUUGGCCUUCUGAGCAAACUCGCUCCCCCUGAGGGUGAUACAGUCAACGAAGUCUUCUUCCCGCUGGGGACCGAAGUGGCUUUCUGUUGCGAGGGGAUUGGGCAGGGAACAGACAUCUUUGGAGCAGACGCAGAUCUGUAUCGCCUGAUAGAUGACUACAUCCUGAUCCGGAAGUCAAGGCCGGGUACUUGA
This is a messenger RNA of Fonsecaea pedrosoi CBS 271.37, 1308 nucleotides long. RefSeq lists its product as uncharacterized. NCBI's taxonomy places the organism in Eukaryota, Fungi, Ascomycota, Eurotiomycetes, Chaetothyriales, Herpotrichiellaceae. The coding region runs from base 1 to 1308 and encodes 435 amino acids. The record is from RefSeq and is a predicted model, not a curated record. Gene Ontology annotation, molecular function: oxidoreductase activity, acting on paired donors, with incorporation or reduction of molecular oxygen; iron ion binding; monooxygenase activity. The transcript has 3 exons.